GGAUGAUCGGUUGCUCGGUACAUGCCAGUUGAAGGACUGAGGGUGAAAUUCUGGAUGUGCCUCCAUGCUCCAACAGGAAGAAGGCGGCCUUUACUCUCCAUAACACUCACAGCUUCAUCGGAUAGCACCAUCUCGAGGGUGUCCCCGUGCACUGGGUUGUACUGCUUCCAAGAGUGCAGAACCUUCACAUGUACUUUCCAGCCACUUUUGUAGGGUUUCACAUCUUUCAAAGGGGUCACUUUCAUUGCCAUUGCGGUAGACAUUUUUUUUUUGAUUGCGAAUGUAGUUGUGAGUAAAUGUGAGAAAGCUUAGGCAUGUUGUAGGUGUUUAUAUAGCAGUAGGUUAAUCGAUGGUUCUAAAUGUCUGGUAAAAAAAUAUCUCUCGUAUAUUCUUAGUUCUCUAUAGGAAACAGUUAGAGUAUUGAUCAAGAAAAUAUAUUUAGAGAUCGUUAAUGUCUGGUUGUUUACAUAUCUUAACAAUAUUUACAAUUCUGUUGGUUUAAAAAUCUUUUUUAACAUAAACGAAUUAAAUGAAACAAAUAUUUGGGUAGUUAUUACGUAUGCUUCAUGGGCAAGCUAGUAUAUUCUGAUUCAUUAAAGGAUAAAUCGUUAGCUUCAUGGGCAAGCUAGUAUAUUGUGAUUCACAAAAGGGAAAAUCGUAAGAGGAUUUAUAUAGUUAAGAUUUUAAAUAUUUGUUACAUAUCUUCCUAAUAUGUGCUUGCCGUGGGCCAUUUAGACAAAAGUGUAAGGAGAAUUUCGAUUGGGCUAACAAUCAAGGUUGGGCCAUAUUAAAAACUCAGAAAAAAACGUGUUGUACGUAAUUCACGCAUUUACCCUUUUUUAAUCUUUGAAAUGUAAGGAAACACUAAAAAAGGAGAUGCCCCUAAGGUAAUUAUGAAAAAGGAUCCUGCUUUAAUAGUAUAGAUUUGCGUGUGAUGGUAAACCUGGAUUUUCUGAUAUUUAGAUGCACCAGAUUUUCUGAAACUUUAUCUAUUUUCACUAUUUCAAAUGAUUGUUAUAUAUGUUGGUCUGCAAUCAAGUUUUGUAUUUAUUUUCUAUUAACUAUCCUUGUUAGUGAAUGUAUAUAUAUAUAUGUUUAACAAAUUAUGAAAAAAUUAUUUACUAUUUAAAAAUAUAGUAAUACUUUAUUUAACUAUCCUUUUUUUUAGAGUCUUUUUAUGUGACUUUUUAUUGGGAAAUCUGUUUUUUUAGAGCAAAAAAAAGGUAACUAUGUUCCUUUAGACUAAUCUAUACUACUUUAUGUCCUAUUAGACUAAUUUUUUCGAAAAUGGCAGUAAUACCCUUAAAAUUGUAAUUUUUUUAAAAAGAUAAAUAAUGAGUUCGACAAGCGGGAUCGAUCGAUCCCGCUUUACAAGUUACAGUGGAUCGAUCGAUCCCGAUCAUUAUUCAGAACAAAAAAACGCGAAAUAUAUACUGAUCGACCUGGUCCUUUUCACUCGAUCGGCGAAGGUCGAUUUCUUACAGAUCGACCGAUCUGUAAAGAUAGAUCGAUCGAUCACGUGCCCAAGAAAGAAUCCCAAAUCGAUUUUUUUGGUUUUGUAUGAUUAUAUCCGGGUUGAUUCCCACUUGAUUUGAACCGACCAAGCAUGAUUUCAACUCUUUAAGCUCGAUUUCUCUGGGACAAAACCCAUAAUUUCCCAUUCACGAACAAAGGGGGAGAAAAUCAAAUUCUCACCCAAAGUUCAUUAACCCUAACUCACUCAAUUCUGUGAUUUGGACGAUUAUUUGGCCUAACUCAUACGAUUUCGUGAGCUUUUUAUGAAUCUAUCACUCUUUAGUUCGUUCUGCAAAGGUAUGAAACUCUAUCUCCACUUCUUUUUAGAGUUUGAAAAUAGAAAGGUAAAAGGUAAAUUUUUUGAGUUAGUUAAGAUAUUUAGGCUUCAAUCAUGUGUUAAGGUGAUGAUUAGAGAAGAUUUUGUACACAAUCAUGGCUUAAAUCAUAUUUUUGGGAUAGAUUUAGGAAUUUUAGGUUUUUGUUAUUAAUAGAUAUAUGUUGUAUUGUUUUCAAUUUUCAGGUAUGGAGUUGGAGUUGCCUAAUCAUUUAUACGGUGAGGGAUUGGAACCUCAGGUUAAGAAGAUUAAUAACAGCUGCCGACUAAAAUUUCUCGAGUUGCUAAAAGAAAAAAUGGAAUCAGAAUUCGAUGAAGUUAUGAAAGAUCCCAUUUUUUCACAGAUUAUGGUUAUCCAGAAGAAUGAUCUGAAGUUUUCGGCGAGGUUGGUACACUCUUUCUUGUGUAAGGAGUUGAUGACAAGCAGGAGACUUGAGAAGUGGUUCACUUUCGCUAGGAGACCUCUGCGUUUUGGAUUGCAAGAGUAUCAUGCUGUCACUGGUCUGAAAGUGAAGCGAGAGAAUAACAGUGGGUUAGUGACAUGGAAAGACGAUGAUGGUUUUUGGAGCAAGCAGAUAAAGACAAAUGGAAAAAUAAAUUUGCAGAUCAUAAAAAAGAAGCAUUUGAAAGAGAGCAAUACCUGGACUUGGGUUGAUAGGGUGAGACUGAUAUAUCUUUGCGUUAUUAUGGGUGUGGUGAUGGGGAAGGAUGAGAAGGUGAAUAUCCCGCAUCUGUACAUGAAGUUGGCGAUGGAUUUGGAAAAGCUUCGGAAUUACCCAUGGGGUCUAUAUUCGUUUGAUUUCCUUCUGAAGCAAAUUGAUAAAACAAGGCAUAAAUUAGAGCAGAAAGAGGGGUAUCUGAUGGAAGGAUUCUUGUUUGGUUUCCAAAUUUGGAUAAUGGAAGCUGUUCCUACUUUAGGAGAGAUUUGUGGCACAAAAGUCAGUAAAAAUUUUACAGGUCCACUGUGUGGUAAUUGGAGAGGAUGUGCAAAAUGUUCUUAUGAAGAUAUCAUUGGCGUUGAGAACUUAUUCCCAGAAAACGGGAUUUUGCAUUCAUUCAUGGAAUCCCACAUAAAUGGAGUGGUCCUUUUGGUAACUGAUUUUGUACAGAAGGAUGAGAAGAAAGAUGAAAGAGUAGAUCGCAUUUUGGAUAUGAUCAAUAGUAAACAUGAUUGGAACAAUCAUGUUUGGGGAGUAAAAGAAACUACGAACUCUAAAUUUGAGGAAUCUGGCGAAGAGAAAGUAGAGGAUCAAACAGCUGAUACUGAGAGAGGUGAAAAUAGUCAUGUUGCAGGGAAUGUUGAUGGCACAGCUGAUGUUUCGGGAAGAAACAAGAGAAAUCAUGCAGACAGAGGAGCAGAGUCAAGGAAGAAUAAUGUUUUGUGCCACCUAGCUGCUUCAUCAAAAGGAAAUAUUGACACAGAUAUGAAAAAUUUCUUGGAGGAUCUGGUACAAGCUUCUUUUACUACUUUUGGGGAGAAAUUCUGUCAGCAGUUCUCGGACAGAUUGGGUAAGAUUGAGACUGAGGUUACACAACUCAGGACAGCUUCGGAGAGAACUGAGCAAUUUGAGACCGUUGUAACCGACAGAUUGGGGAAAAUUGAGGCUGAGGUUACACAGCUCAGGACAAGUUUAGUGGUGACUGAAUUGGUGGGAAAGAGUGAUCAAGCAAGCGGUCCUAGCUUGACCAAAAUUAACAGUGGUCCUAGCACCAGCAAAAAAGGCACUGCUCCAUCAAAGAAAAAGGUAACUACUAAGAGAAAGAGUUAAAAGUUGUUGAAAGCUUGGAACUAGGCGAUAGAAUGUAGGUCUUUGAACGGAAGAAGUCUGUAGCCUCUAUCGGGAAGGAACAGAUGGACGAAGUAAGAGCUAAGUUAGAUGUGGUGCACGAGCUUCUUAGGAAGCAAGUCUGUUUAGCUGAAGGAGAAGUAGCAGAUACAGAAUGAGAAGAAAAUGUGAACUACAUUGGAGGUAUCGGAUUCCAGAAAUUUGGAAACCAGGGCGGAAAC
Messenger RNA from Brassica rapa (field mustard), 3857 nucleotides. RefSeq lists its product as uncharacterized. The record is from RefSeq and is a predicted model, not a curated record. Lineage: Eukaryota; Viridiplantae; Streptophyta; Magnoliopsida; Brassicales; Brassicaceae.